Messenger RNA from Gymnogyps californianus (California condor), 1708 nucleotides. RefSeq names its product heat shock transcription factor 1 (gene HSF1). Gene Ontology annotation, biological process: regulation of DNA-templated transcription. Bases 1 to 1476 code for a protein of 491 amino acids. The transcript has 14 exons. Gene Ontology annotation, molecular function: DNA-binding transcription factor activity; sequence-specific DNA binding. Lineage: Eukaryota; Metazoa; Chordata; Aves; Accipitriformes; Cathartidae. The record is from RefSeq and is a predicted model, not a curated record.
AUGGAGGGGCCUGGCGCGGCGGCGGUGGGCGCCGGCCCCGGCGGCAGUAACGUGCCCGCUUUCCUCACCAAGCUGUGGACCCUGGUGGAGGAUCCCGACACCGACUCGCUCAUCUGCUGGAGCCCGAGCGGAAGCAGCUUCCAUGUGUUUGACCAAGGCCAAUUUGCCAAGGAGGUGCUUCCAAAGUACUUCAAACACAACAACAUGGCCAGCUUUGUGCGGCAGCUCAAUAUGUAUGGCUUUCGAAAGGUUGUCCACAUUGAGCAGGGAGGACUGGUGAAGCCAGAGAAAGAUGAUACUGAAUUCCAGCAUCCGUACUUCAUCCGAGGCCAGGAACAUCUCCUGGAGAACAUCAAGAGGAAAGUAACCAGCGUAUCCAGUAUAAAGAAUGAGGAUAUAAAGGUUCGGCAAGACAAUGUAACCAAGUUACUGACUGACAUCCAGGUGAUGAAAGGAAAGCAGGAGAGCAUGGACUCCAAGCUGAUAGCCAUGAAGCAUGAGAAUGAGGCGUUGUGGAGGGAAGUAGCCAGCUUGAGGCAGAAGCACGCUCAGCAGCAGAAAGUUGUCAAUAAGCUUAUCCAGUUUUUGAUUUCAUUGGUGCAAUCCAACCGUAUUCUUGGGGUGAAGAGGAAGAUCCCCCUGAUGUUGAACGACAGCAGUUCAGCACAUUCCAUGCCGAAAUACAGUCGCCAGUACUCCUUGGAGCACGUCCACGGCUCAUCCCCAUACGCAGCUUCUUCCCCAGCAUAUAGUGGCUCCAACCUGUAUUCCCCGGAUUCUUCAGCCAACUCUGGUCCCAUUAUCUCUGACGUGACCGAGCUAGCCCAGUCCAGCCCUUCAGCAUCUCCCAGCGGCAGUCUCGAUGAAAGGAGUAGUCCUGUGGUCCGUAUCAAAGAAGAACCCCCUAGUCCCACGCGCAGCCCCCAGAUAGAGGAGAAUGAACCCAGCACCACGACUGCUGCAGCUGGCGACAGCACCACACAGCCUCAGCCCCAGGAAAAGUGCCUCAGCGUUGCCUGCCUCGACAAGAAUGAACUCAAUGACCACCUGGACACCAUCGAUUCCAACCUGGAUAACCUUCAGACGAUGCUGACCACGCACGGCUUCAGCGUGGACACGAGCGCACUGUUAGAUCUGUUUAGCCCUUCAAUGACGGUUACAGACAUGAACCUUCCCGACCUGGACAGCAGCCUUGCCAGUAUUCAGGAUCUCCUUUCGUCCCAGGAACAGCAGAAACCUACUGAGACAGAGGCCAGCACAGCAGACACAGGAAAGCAGCUGGUGCACUACACAGCCCAGCCCCUCUUCCUGGUGGACUCCAGCGCUGUCGACAUGGGGAGCGGAGACCUGCCGAUAUUCUUUGAGCUGGGGGAAGGGCCGUAUUUCAUGGGCGGAGACGAGUACUCAGAAGAUCCCACCAUCUCCCUCUUGUCAGGGACUGAGCAGUCCAAACCCAAGGACCCUGCGAUAUCCUAAGGCCCAGGGCAGGGUGAAAGAGAGGAAGAGAAAGAAUACGCACUAAAGGGAAAUCCAGCCGUCAGCCUCCUCGCUUUGCACAGACAUUGAAAGCUCUAAACACCCUCUGGUUCAUGUUCGCUUCCCCCGGCACUGUGAGGAUUUCAUUUGUGUGUGUGCUUAAUGAGGUGUUUUGAAAUCUGCUUUAGAUUCUAGCCACCCAGCGCUCCUCCAGUUUGGCGGCCGGCGGGGA